This is a messenger RNA of Gossypium raimondii (Peruvian cotton), 609 nucleotides long. RefSeq lists its product as uncharacterized. The record is from RefSeq and is a predicted model, not a curated record. The coding region runs from base 1 to 609 and encodes 202 amino acids. The transcript has a single exon. NCBI's taxonomy places the organism in Eukaryota, Viridiplantae, Streptophyta, Magnoliopsida, Malvales, Malvaceae.
AUGGAUGCAUUUCGCACUAUGUUGGCAGAUUGUCACCUAUUGGAUAUGGGCUAUACUAGAAACUGGUUUUCUUGGGAAAGAGGGAAUUUUCUGGAAACGAAUAUUCAAGAAUGUUUGGAUAGGGGAGUGGCUAACGAGGAUUGGAUGUCUAUAUUUCCUGAAGCUAUAAUUCAACAUAUUCCGUAUUCUUUUUCGGAUCAUUGUCCACUGCUUAUCACUACGAAAAGAAAAGAUAAUGAACGGCCUGAAAGAAGUUUCAAGUUCGAAGCUUGGUGGGUGUUAGAGGAUUCGUUUGUUGAGGAGGUACGAUGUAUUUGGGAUAAUUCAUCAGGAGAUUUGUUGCAAAAGUUGGAAAGGGUAAGAAAAGGUUUGGAUAGAUGGGCUAGUCGAAUUCGGCGAAGUAGAAAAGUAAAAAAGGAGGUGUUAACUUCUAGAUUGAUAGAAUUGAUGGAAUCUGAAAGGGAUGAUAAAAAUUUGGCAGAACUCAGUGAUAUGAAAAUUCAACUUAAUUUUGAGAUUGGGAAAGAUGAACGAUAUUGGAAACAGAGGGCGCGAGUGAAUUGGUUACAAUUUGGGAAUAGAAAUACUGCUUUCUUCAUAAACAAGUGA